AUGGGUGCACGAUCAUUUUCUCACGCAUUUAGGAUUUGCUGCUCGGAUCUGCCAUACAUGAGUGAUUAUCGCAGGCCGUGUAACUUCUUUUACAAUGUAACCGGCGAGGAAGCGGAACGUCUUUUGAGGCAGUACGGUAGUGAUGGCGAAUUUCUGGCGAGACCAAGUGAAUCGCAGCCGCUUAACUUCACAUUAUCAAUUAUUCGUGGAAAGGCAAUAACACACGUGAAGAUUCAGAAAAACAGCGACGACUUCUUAGAUUUAUUCGGAGGUGAAUCAUUUGCAUCAUUGAGCGAACUAGUUCAGUUCUACAUUGACAAUCCAGAACAACUUCAAGAACGAAAUGGAGAAUCUAUAAUUAUGAAGCGACCAGUGUCUAUACCGCUCUAUGAGCCUGCUGCCCAAGAAGCACGUGCUCCUGCUUCACAACGGUGGUUCCAUGCUAACAUCACAGGAACUGAGGCAGUCGAUCUGCUUUCGAAGGAGAAACAAUGGACUUAUCUCGUUCGGGAGAGUCAACGUGCACCUGGAUCAUAUGCGAUAACUGUAAAAACCACAGAUGAUCACGUUGUACAUAUUCUAAUACAGAAGAAAGCUGAUACUGGUAUGUAUCACGUGGGUGGCGGAGAUGAAUUUCGAACUGUUAGCGAACUUUUAGCACACUAUAACAAUAAUCCUAUGGUUGAAGAAGGUAGCCAGAGGGUGGUUCAUUUAAUGAACUUGGUCCCAUCUACAUGCGUACCAGCAGAUGCAAUUGACGAGCGCAUACGGUUACUCGAAGAAAUUGAUCCCGUAACGAAAAAAUCUGGAUUUCUUGAAGAGUUUGAGCGUAUUCAACAGGUGGAUGAUCAGUUCUCAUCACGAAGAGAAGGGAAAAAAGAACAAAACAUUAGCAGAAACCGCUACAAGAACAUUGUUCCAUUUGAUCACACUAGGGUUGUUUUAAAGGAUGUACCAGCUAAUGAAUCUGACUAUAUUAAUGCCAGUUAUAUCAGGAUCCCAAAAGGCCCACCUCUUCACCUUUUUGCGAAUCGCGAGUAUAUUUCCACUCAAGGUUGUUUGCCGAAUACUCUUCUAGAUUUCUGGCGUAUGGUGUGGCAAGAAAAUAGUCGUGUUAUUGUCAUGACGACAAAAGAAAUGGAGCGGUCGAAGAGCAAGUGCCACGUGUAUUGGCCUGCUUUACGCGAAGAGCUGAAUCUUCGCGAGUAUGUCAUCAAGACUGUCGAGGAGACCAAAGUCCCUGGCGACAAUGGGCUUGAUAUGUUUAUAAAGCGACGAUUUAUGGUAGCCAAAAAAGGGAUGCCACAGAGAGAAGUGUUUCAUCUUCAAUUCACUGGAUGGCCCGACCAUGGCUGUCCAGAGCAGCCGGAAUCCGUGUUACAAUUCCUUGAUGCCGUGGACACAGCAUGCAAAAAGGCUAUUUCAACUCAAGGCCCUGUUAUUGUCCAUUGCAGUGCGGGCAUAGGAAGAACGGGAACGUUUAUUGUAAUCGACAUUCUAUUGAAUCAGAUUCGUCACAGAGGUAGCUCUUGUCCUAUCGAUAUUCCACGAACUGUGAUGAAGAUACGGGAACAGCGCAGUCGCAUGGUGCAAACAGAGGCGCAGUACGUAUUUCUCUACCGGGCGAUUAGCUGCUACAUUGGCAUGAUAAGUCGAUCUCGUCAUCCUUCUGAUGAUGUUGGUGACAGCGGACAACCCCUCCACCUUCCACCUCCUCCUCUUCCUCGAAGAAGGCCGGUACCAGAUGUCGCUCAAGCAUACGUCAAUAACGGAUAA
Molecule: messenger RNA, 1776 nt
Organism: Necator americanus (New World hookworm)
Lineage: Eukaryota; Metazoa; Nematoda; Chromadorea; Rhabditida; Ancylostomatidae
Exons: 16
Coding region: 1-1776 (591 amino acids)
Biological process (GO): intracellular signal transduction; cell differentiation; mitotic cell cycle
Cellular component (GO): cytoplasm
Molecular function (GO): phosphotyrosine residue binding; non-membrane spanning protein tyrosine phosphatase activity
Source: RefSeq, a predicted model, not a curated record